CUCAUUCUCUCUCUCUCUCUUUGGGGGGUGUGGGGGUUGGGAGCGUUGAACUCAUCUCUCAAUAAUGGGGAUGUGCGCCUUCGCAAUCAAGCUCAUGCUCAGCAAGUUCAGAGAUAUUUAUGAUGAGGAGUAUUUCAUCAGUACAUUGGCAAAUGAUGUUCGGGUUGUUAAUAAGAUUCCUGAAUACAUAAUGGAACGGUUUGACCACAAUGUGACCAAUGUCUACAAUUUUAGAGUUAAAGCAUGGUCAUCUAUUCAGUAUUAUAAGGAUGCUGUCUUACCAAAGCUUCUUGAAGAAAAGUGAGUUUAAAUUACUAUAGUUGCCUAUUCUUCUUCCAAGUUGGGGCUUGCUAAGCAUCGAUACAUGGUAAUAAAAAUGAUUCCUGCUAAAGGUGACAUUUUAUUGUCAAAGAAGUUACCUUUCCUUUAUCUACAAUUUUCCUCUGAAUAAUAGUAUUUAUUCCUUGCAUUGGAACAAUAGGCAUUUUUCUGUAUUCUAAGGUUUUCUUUUUCUGAUUAAUUUCCAGGCUCAUUAGGAUUUCUCCUUUUGCAAACCGAUUAUCUUUUGAUGCUCCUCCACCUGUCCAGAGACUUAGGUGCUUGGCAAAUUAUGAAGCGUUACAUUUUUCAGGUCCUAUAUUAAUUCUUGGAGAAACUUUGGUUGCAAGAAUGAAAGAGCAAAGUGCAAACAGUGGUGGCAAGUAUGUUUCUGUGCAUCUUCGCUUUGAGGAGGAUAUGGUUGCUUUUUCUUGCUGUGUAUUUGAUGGUGGAGAGCAAGAAAAAGAAGACAUGAAAGCAGCAAGGGAGAGAGGAUGGAAAGGGAAAUUUACAAAA
Molecule: messenger RNA, 834 nt
Organism: Rubroshorea leprosula
Lineage: Eukaryota; Viridiplantae; Streptophyta; Magnoliopsida; Malvales; Dipterocarpaceae
Source: the annotation of a GenBank genome assembly